Messenger RNA from Xyrichtys novacula (pearly razorfish), 5220 nucleotides. The record is from the annotation of a GenBank genome assembly. NCBI's taxonomy places the organism in Eukaryota, Metazoa, Chordata, Actinopteri, Labriformes, Labridae.
GCAGGAUUACGUAACGUUCUCGCGUCUGUCGGGAAAGCAGUUGACAACAGGAGCCAAGAACAGGCCGAAGUGAGCAAACAAAACAAACACAUGAAGAAAAGAGCAAAAUAACCGCAAAGUUUGAGUUUAUUUCACACAAUAAGAAUGUUUAAUUCUGUUCUACAGCAGUUUGAAGCCAGUUUGACCUGAAAGUCGUCAGUAAAAAGAGGGCGUGCACCUGUCGAAGAUAAAUAGGUUAACUCGGCUAACGUCUGUUAGCUCAGGAGGAAGCUAGCUGGGCUCGGUUCUGGUGGUCCGUCUCCAGACAUGUCGUCCCCCUCCUCAUCCAGGCGCCAGUGGUGCUACCUGUGCGACCUGCCCAAGAUGCCGUGGACCGUGGUGUGGGACUUCAGUGAGGUGGUCUGCCGUGGGUGCGUGAACUACGAGGGAGCCAACCAGAUCGAGUUCCUGAUCACCAGCGCGCGACAGCUGAAACGGACCCACGGGAUCCAGGACGGAACCGUCCGCUCACCUGGUCCUUCACCGAAUAAACACGGCACACCUGGCCGAGGAGAGGCCCCGGCAGACGGGGGCAGACCGCAUCCAGACCGCUUCGACCGGAGAGGGGAGGGGACCGGGUCGGCGAUACGCGUGCCGCCCAACGGGCUGCACCGGGACGGACAACCCCCCCCUGAGGUGAACCGGCAGAGUCCCAGCGGGAGCCGGAGACCCAUGCUGGGGGCCGCCAUCCCCCCCAGUCUGGUCACUCAGAGUAUCGCAGGGAUCCCGCACGGGCUUCUUGCGGGGAUGCCUGCGGGUCUGACGGCCCGGACCGCCCCCAUGAGUAACCCCAUGCUCUUCCAGGCCCCGGUUCUGGCCGAGAUGAGCCGCAGACAGCUGGGCAUCGGGAUGGGGAUCGCCCCGUUUAUCACCCCAGAGUUGGAGCGAGAGCUCAGCUCGUCCCAGAACCAGCCCAAGAUCCAGUCCCAGAUCCACAGUUCUGUGUCCGGGGGGAGCAGUACCAGUAAGAGUUCGGGUCUGCCGUCCUCGUCCUCAUCCAUGGCCGGGGGUGUCAGUCAGACGAGCCCCAAACCGGCUUCAUCUCCAGCCAGGCAGCCUCGCCCCCUCACCGCCAGGUCCGGAGGGGAGCCCCUGGGGUCCAGCACCUCCGCAGAGGCAGCGACCACGGCUGCGGCGUUACCCCACAGCGGGGCCUCCGAGCUGGGGUCUGCAUCUGCCGGCAACACCCACUCCACCGGAAACACCCUGUCCUGCACCCUGUGUCACGAGAGGCUGGAGGACACACACUUUGUUCAGUGUCCAUCAGUGCCGGGACACAGGUCUGUGUGGUUCUGAUCCGUGUUGGUUUUGUGUAUCCGGUUUAUUUUGAGGGUUCUGGAGACGCAGGACGGUGGGUGGAGUGAGGGUGGAGAGUGACAUCAGUAAAGAGCUGCAGGUUGGAAUCAAACCAGAACUCCCACUCUGUCCAAUUAAACCACUGGGCUGAAGCUCCUCAGUGCUUCUUAGUUUGACCUUUUAGAGUUCUGCUCUAUAAAGAGGACUUUAGUGGGUCCAUAAUUAAAACAUUGUGAGUCAUGAAAGGGAUAUUCUGGUGUAAAACUAAGUCAGGAUUAAACACACCGAGUUAGACCCCCCCUCCAGAGAUGAAUGUUGUCGACCGCUUUCUUCUCUAGUUAUACCAACUUUAGUAACGACCGCAGGAUAGUAAUACAGAGAGCCACGCCCCCAACCAAAACGCCACUCUAUAACCACAAAUAAUGCUCAGAACAGCACCUAACUUCAUCAACAGGACAUAUAGGGUCACAGACAUAGUACUAGACACCAAACAUCUUUUUAACUUUGACUCAUCAAAGAGUCUAAACACAACUCACCUACUCUCUUCCAGCAGCCGCUUGUUUGUAGAGAGACCUCAGGCCAGUCCAUUACGGACUACAGCGGGGUGCCGCAGCUCAACGAAGAACAUUUAUGAUCAUUUCUUCAUCAUUUCCUUGAAGUAAUAAUCACCAUAUUAAUCAUUUUACAGACGCGGUAGUUCUUCUGUCUUAGCGUCUCGGUCUGAUUGUAUUUCCAUGAAGAAAUGAUCAUAAAUGUUCUUCCUUGAGCUGCGGCACCCCGCUGUAGUCCGUGAUGGACUGGCCUGAGGUCUCGGCUGCUGGAAGAGAGUAGGUGAGCUAUCCUGUUGCUAUUACUAUCCUGCGGUCGUUACUAAAGUUGGUAUAACUAGAGAAGCAAGCGGUCGGCAACAUUCAUCUCUGGAGGGGGGGUCUAACUCGGUGUUACGGUGUGUUUGACCCUAAAUUAAUUUUACGCCGGAAUAUCCCUUUAAAGACUGUUUGAGCUCUUGUCAUUAGAAUAAUCAUAGUCAUCAUAUCUCACUAAAGUCGUGUUUUCUCCUCUCCUCGUGUUCAGGUUCUGCUUCCCCUGUACCAGGGUGUACAUCCAGACCCGGCGGGGGGACGGUGAGGUGUACUGCCCCAGUGGAGAGCGCUGUCCCCUGGAUAACUCUCCUAACAGUCCCCCUUGGGCCUUCAUGCAGGGAGAGGUCUCCACUAUACUGGGGACUGGUGGGGCAGGGGCUGCACCAGCUGCUGCUGCAUCCGGAGCUGGGACCGGGCCCGGACCUGGUCCUGGAGCUGCAGGAGCAUCUGCACCGGGUGCUGGGAGUGGAUCUAACAGUGGAGCCGGAUCUGGAAGUGGAGACGUCACGGUCAAGAAAGAGAGAGAGACGUGAUGAUGAUCGUCAUGGAAACAGGACCCAAGACAGCAACAGGUAGGUCCACCACAACCAUCUGAAACCAUGUGGUCUCAAGUCCGGUCUCCUUUUUUAAGACUCCACCCACAUGCAGAUAUCUUCAUCAGCACAUCUGGAUGUCGCUGGUUAGAAGUACGAUCAGAAUAUUUUUGAUAAUAACAAGUUUGUUUUUCGUGGUUUUCACAGAGUCCUGUCAAACAUCAGGAGGAAACAUCUGCACUGGACAGCAGAGAGACCCGGAGGAGGAGAACCAACACAGAGACACACAGGUCCUUACACCCCCACCACCACCACCACCACCUGAUAUCAAUAACUCCAUCAGACCUCACCGCACAUAUUUGACUAACGUUGCAAAGACCGCCCUCACCUUUACCUGCGAUGAGAAUGUUCCACUUUCACUCAUGAAUCAGUUCCUGUCGUGACGAGGGGAGACACUUUGGUCACAUGAGCUACACUCAGAUAUUGAUCACCAAUCAACAGCUGGACGGUGGCUACUUUAGGCAGAGUUAGAUAUCAUGACCACUAUAAACUCUCUGCAUGCUGGGAAAAUAACACAUUGACUAAAACAUGCAAAUGCAAAAUAAUGAAUAUUGAUGGUUAAAUUUAAUCAUGAAGAGGCGUUUCAGUCUGAAAUCUGACUGACAGAUGCCGAUAAAUGUUUCUUUUUUGAAAAGUCGAGCUCAGCUGCAGAUUUUUCUCCGUCAUUUCUUAAAGCUCGUCCUCCAAACUCUCUGAAAGUAGCCACGGUCUCCUGUUGACAAUCACUGUACAGCUGAUAUUGUGAAAAAGCACAAGAGCUUAUUUUUAAAAACCCAAACAACUCAGAUACAGAAAUAAAAAUCUAUUGUUUUAUUUUUCUUGUCCAUGAAAAAAAAAAAAAAACGGUUGUAAGAGGAGAAAAGAUUUCGGACCGUUCUCAGUGAUGUCCAGACCGGUCCGAGUCAAACCAAGUUGAAACUGAACCGUCUGACAAGUGUGUCCUACCAACACUCAGCUUCAAUUCAAUAUUUGUGUUUUUUCAACUGACACGAAAGUUCAAGUUUAACCUUCAGGUGAUUUUGGGUUUCCUGACUGAAUCGGUGUCCGAGCGCAGCUUCAGUCUCUCCUCUUCAAACUCAGAGGAGACGGCGUGGACAGAAUGCCAGCAGUAACAUUUCCCAGCGCGUCUGUGUACCAGUUUCAGUUUUGACUAAAGCUGACUUUGACUCAGAGAAAAUCAAACCAUCCGGAGAGUCUGUCCACCAGCCUCAGACUCUCUGUGGUUCUAAAUGUUGCUUUCAUACAGAACCAGCUCAGCCUACGCUUUACCACGAAUGUAUAUGAAAAGAUAUCUAUGAUAGGCCUGGGACUAUAUUUUAUACUAGAAUUUUAAAUGUUAUAUACUCUAUAGAUCUAUUAUAGUAUGUAUGUGCAAUCCUUUGUCAUAGUAUAUGCAACGAUUUGGAAAAUGUACCUGAACGCGUUUGUGUUUCAUUUCUUCAACCUUUUGUUUUCAAAGUGAGAAUCCUCCCAAAACGCCGAGAGUCCAUCCGUCAUCCCUGAGGGUCCGAUCUUCAUGGAGCGGUUUCUAAAUUAAAGACAGAGCAGCCUUUACACAGACUGGAUUUUAAAGUUGACAGCAGUUUUUAAAACAAUCCCAUUUGAAGUGAACUGAACCUACGGCAUGUCAGAGUAAUGUAACAGGUCAGAGGAGAAGAAUCAGCAGCAGAGACUAAAAGCACAUUUCAAAACAAACACACACUCUGCAGAUGUGUGUGUGUGUGUCUGUGAGUCAUUUUACUCUGAACAAUCCAACAUCUGUGGAUCUGUGUUUUGGGUGGAUUCUCCCUUUAUGUGCCGUUUGUACCCCCCGGUACAGACCCACACUCAAACCAAAGGUGAUUUUUGCCCAAACUGAGCUUUUCUGGAUGUAAAUGUUUUGUUAAAAUUAUAUACUGCUAUAUUUCUUGGCCAGAAUGAAACUAGUUUUCUUCUUCUUCAUCAAACGGUUCCAGACCCGGACCCGUGCUCUGCUGCUCUUUGGGCGUGUCGGGUUUAAAGAGGUGGUCCCACAGAUCAGGUCUGUUCUGAAGACGAACCCGUAAAGAAGUGGAUUUGAGUUGAAUAUGCACUGAUAUACCAUGCAAUCCCUUGUUAAGUGCCUUUUUCAAAUGUUUACCGUCUGUUUGUGAGCUGGGAACCUCAGGGGAAGUAGGAGAGCUACGACUUUUUUAUUGUUCAGUCAAUCAUUAACCUGAAUCUGUUUCCCUUCGCUCGCCAUCAGACGGCUUUUUGCUUUUAUCUGAAGCUUUUGUAAAGUCGGCGUUCUGUUUCAUUGUUUGAUACGUUCUCUCCUGCGUCGCUCCGCACACUGACUUCUCUCUCUCUCUCUGUCUCUCUCUCCUUCACGUGUCUGUUUUAGAUCUUUCGGUUUUACUGCAGCUUCAUGUACAAACUAGACAGCAGGAAUAAAAUGGGAUGGAAACUUG